Capronia coronata CBS 617.96 is the source of this 1788-nucleotide messenger RNA. RefSeq lists its product as uncharacterized. The record is from RefSeq and is a predicted model, not a curated record. The coding region runs from base 1 to 1788 and encodes 595 amino acids. Lineage: Eukaryota; Fungi; Ascomycota; Eurotiomycetes; Chaetothyriales; Herpotrichiellaceae. The transcript has a single exon.
AUGCCGCGCGCGCCGCUCCGGCGCAGACAGCCCAACCGCAAUGGGCCCUCCCCUCGCGCCCACAGAAAGAUUCCCAGCAGUAGUCCUGCGCGGCUGGAGCUACAAAAGAGACUCGCGCAGAAACCCAUCGGGCAAAGACCGGACGACAGCGACGACAGCGACAGGCUAGUGGUGAAGGGACGUGGAAGACGUGGUAGAAACGCGCCCAGGCAGGAGAUCUUUGCUUCGGGUGCCGUGGGAAAGGGUGAUACACCGGGCGCGCAUCCCACCAGGGUCCAGAGAAGGAGAAGUUUGACCAAAGCAACGGACGAUAUACUGGCACGGACUCGACCAGACGACUCUCCGCAGCGUGUCACCAACAAAGAGGCUCCUCAAAGGCCGCUUCUUGCGAAGGGCAAUGCCGACAAGGCCACCAGGCAGAGGCCUGUACCUGCUCCAGUUCCGUCAUCCGCUGUGAAGCCACCGGCAAGUGUUUUGCGGUCUGCACAGCCUACGCCGACGAGGGAGAACUCGAUUCUGGGCACGCUGAAGCCCAGGCGAAGGCAACCUAGCAUUUUGCAAGCGCUCGAACCUGACUCGUCAACUUUGGACCUUGAAGACGAAGAACGAUUUCUUCCUGAUUCGGAGUCAACUCCCACGAAUCUUGCUAUAUCGCACAACGUUUCUUCAACGCCAGUCACCAAAUCUUCGCACACCUCCUUGCACUCAUCCUCGAAGAAGCGUAAGUUGGGCCCAGCCUCUAACUUCCAACCGGCCUUGGUCGAGAGAACCUCAUCGGAAGCCCCUCGACCGGCGGCAAGUUCGCCCGAUCGAGCCGGGACACCAGAGCCGUCUCUUCCCACGGUCGCAGUAUCCACGCUUCGAAAACGAGGCCGAAAAUCCCGGGAGCAUAUUCGUGAAGACGAAGAUAUCAUGGCUCUCCCCAGGAGUAGUUCUUCGCUUUCACUGUCACCUGUGAAACCGAACACACCGGCGCCCACCAGACACCGGAGGAAGAAAGCACCCAAGCUUGCACCUACCCUGGCCACGGCGGAACUUCAAGCCCUAAUGAUGCCUAGGAAACGACGAAGGACCGCUAGGACGCGGACACAAAUGCAGAGCGAAUUCGACAUUCCUGUCGACUCCGAUUCUCAUAGGUCCGAGAAAUCUGACCCGGCUGAUGAAGAGGAUGAAUCGAUCUUCUUGCCUGCAAAGAAAGGGCGAAAACCCCGCCGGAUGCAAGCAGCGGUGAAUAGGGGGUUCAAAGCCGGUGGUGGUACCAAACGUGGCACUGUUGUCAAGCAGAGCGGUCGUGGUGCCGCCAACCGGUCAAAUGCAAAUACAAGUACGAGUCACCUCAUGGCUACCAAAGAGCCUGUCCUUGCGCCCUGUACACCUAUUUUGUCCGGAAGAAAUCACUCAACUAAGUCUCCGUCGCAGCUUUCCACCGUCAACUCUUCGAAUCUCAACACCAAACGAACGAACAACGGGCGCCGAAGGAACGGGCAGGGAAAGUCGAAGCAGCUUGGUGGCUCCCCCCACGGAUCGCAAGAUCACACUGGCGCAGACAAAGAAAAUUUCGACCUUCAGCAUCAUGGAUCGCUAGACGAGUCCGGCAUUGAAACCCCCGAAAGGGGCCCAACGUCAGUGAAGUCUUCGGGCGGACGCCUGGAUACCACCAAUAUCAACAAGGCCAAAACAGCCAUUACCACCCUGGGAAAGUGGGCAGAUGUGGAUGCGUGGGAUCUGGAUUUUGAGGAUGUGGAGGUCACGACAGGAUCGAGUGGUUCAUCUCCAAUGCGACGGUGA